AUGGAUAACGAGAAUGUACGGUUACCUAUAUUUUGGGAACAACUUUGUAUAAUAUCGUCGUUGAUUUCAAUAGGGAUUUCAGUUUAUGGAAUAAUAAAUCAUAUAUUGCAGUAUAGAAAACCAAUUGAACAAAGGCUGGUAAUAAGGAUAUUGAUAAUAGUUCCUCUUUUCAGCAUUACAUGUCUUAUUGCAACUUUAUAUCCUAGAUUUGCUCAACUGUAUACUGAUCCCAUAAGGGAGGUUUAUGAAGCUUUUACUAUAUUUGCAUUUUUUUCACUAUUAAUUCUGCUAUUAGGAGGUGAAAGACACAUUGUUACACAAUUGACAUUACAUCAUGGUCCAGUAAAACAUCCUGUUUAUAUUCUAAGAAAAAUUUUACCUGAUCUGGAUCUUUCAGAUCCAAGUGAUUUAUUAUUAGUGAAACGAGGUGUAAUGCAAUACGUUUGGUUUAAACCAAUCUAUUGCUUGUGUACAUUAUUAUUGGAAAUUUGGAGUUUCCCCAAGUUGAAAUUUAUUCUAAUUCUAAUUUAUAAUGCAUCAGUGACUACUUCUUUAUAUAGCUUAGCAUUGUUUUGGAAGUGCUUAGCACAUGAAUUGAUACCAUUUAACCCAUGGCCUAAAUUCUUAUGCGUGAAAUUAAUUAUAUUUGCAUCAUACUGGCAGGGAAUUAUAUUACAGUUACUAGUAUAUUUUGGGAUUUUGAAUAAUGGUAAUAGUGGGUAUCAAGCUUAUGUUCUCCAAAAUGCUAUACUUUGCAUUGAAAUGAUAUUUUUUUCUUUGUUUCAUUUAAUUGCCUUUCCAUGGAAACCUUAUUCCCCCAAAGCAAUGCCUUCAAGUGCAAAAAUGAAACCAUUAUAUGCAAUAAGGGACUGUUUUGGGAGCUAUGAUGUAUUAUGGGACUUUAUGCAUGCAUUUUUCUUUGGAUCCUCUUAUUACACAUACAGAAAUUUCGAAACUCAUAAUGUUGAAAGCUCCCUUAUAUCUAAUAUGAACGCAUAUUCAAGAUUAAGACAACUAGAACGUGGAAUAAGGUUCAAAAAUAAUGGUACUGAUAAGUAUUGGGUUAACGAAUAUGGUAGUAUCCCAAAUUCUCAAAGCAAUUCAAUAGAUACCAUUGGAAACAAUAAUUUGAAUACAGAUGAUCUGGAAAGCGGGAAUAAUUCAUUCGAAGAUGACAUAUCAAUCGGAUGGGAUGAUUCUUUAGGGACUCAAAGCUUUAUACCUGAAGAUCCCAAUUAUCCAGUAAUUUGGGAUGUAGAUGGCUAUAGGUAUUCAAAUAAUAUACACACCAUUAGAGCAAUUAUAGAUGGAAAGCACGAUCAACAAGAUAACAUUGUUGCUAAUUUUUGA
This is a messenger RNA of Vanderwaltozyma polyspora DSM 70294, 1350 nucleotides long. RefSeq names its product Hfl1p (gene HFL1). The transcript has a single exon. The coding region runs from base 1 to 1350 and encodes 449 amino acids. Gene Ontology annotation, biological process: transport. Lineage: Eukaryota; Fungi; Ascomycota; Saccharomycetes; Saccharomycetales; Saccharomycetaceae. The record is from RefSeq and is a predicted model, not a curated record. Gene Ontology annotation, molecular function: transporter activity.